This is a messenger RNA of Durio zibethinus, 1206 nucleotides long. Its product is annotated as metal tolerance protein 9-like. Gene Ontology annotation, cellular component: membrane. Gene Ontology annotation, biological process: monoatomic cation transport; transmembrane transport. The record is from RefSeq and is a predicted model, not a curated record. Gene Ontology annotation, molecular function: monoatomic cation transmembrane transporter activity. NCBI's taxonomy places the organism in Eukaryota, Viridiplantae, Streptophyta, Magnoliopsida, Malvales, Malvaceae.
AUGUCGACCAACCUUCGAACAGAUUCAUCAGACUACCGAACGGAGCUUCUGUCACCUGCUCCAGCUGGAGAGGAUGUGACUAUGGCAAGUGAACAAUAUUGGCGACUCAGCAUGGAUAAGUUUCACCUUCCAGAGAGACGCAUGGAUUCUUCAUAUUUUAGCCUUGGAUAUUUUCUCAAGGCCUCAAGGACACAGAGAAAAAUUUCAGAGUAUUACAAUAGGCAGGAAAAGCUUCUCAAAGGGUUCAAUGAAGUGGACGCAUUUAAUGAAUUAGGCAUUUUGCCAGGGAGUUUGACUGAGGGGGAAAUGAAGCAGCUAGCAAGAAGUGAGAGGGCGGCAAUAUAUGCAUCUAAUGCGGCGAAUUUGGUGCUUUUCUUGGCAAAAGUUUAUGCUUCUGUUGAGAGUAGAUCAUUGGCAGUCAUAGCAUCAACCUUGGACUCUUUACUGGAUCUCUUGUCAGGCUUUAUUUUGUGGUUUACUGCUUAUGCAAUGAGAAAACCAAAUCAGUAUCGGUACCCUAUUGGCAAAAAUAGGAUGCAGCCUGUUGGAAUUGUUGUUUUUGCAUCAGUAAUGACUACUCUGGGAUUGCAAAUAUUGUUUGAAUCAGGUCGAGAACUGAUUAUCAAGGCACAACCUGAAAGGGAUCAUGAAAAGGAAAAAUGGAUGAUUGGGAUUAUGGUAUCAGCGACAGUGGUAAAAUUGGUGCUCACUGUUUAUUGUCGCAGAUUUGAAAACGAAAUCGUGAGGGCAUAUGCUCAAGAUCAUUUCUUCGACGUCAUUACUAACUCUAUUGGACUGGGAACUGCUGUUUUAGCUAUCCAAUUCUACUGGUGGAUUGAUCCUCUCGGGGCAAUUCUUAUAGCAUUGUACACAAUGGGGAAUUGGGCAAAGACAGUGAUGGAUAACGUGUGGGCACUAGUCGGGAGAACAGCACCGCCAGAGUAUAUAGCGAAGCUGACAUACUUAAUUUGGAACCACCGUGAAGAGAUUAGUCACAUCGAGACUGUUAAAGCAUACACAUUUGGUUCUCACUACUUUGUGGAGGUUCACAUAGUUUUGCCUGAGGACAUGUCCCUUGGCCAAGCUCAUAAUAUUGGACAGACUCUUGAAGAUAAGCUGGAGCAACUUCCUGAAGUAGAACGAGCUUUUGUUCAUGUGGAUUUUGAUAUCAUUCAUCGGCGAGAGAACAAGCCAAAGGCGGCAUGA